ACACCCCUCACCAUGUCGGAGUCAGAAGAGAACGGAGAGGGACCCCCCAAGGGGCUGCCAUCUUUCGCCGAAGCCAUGGGACAGCCCCUGGGGUGGCCGAUAGGCGAAGCCAACGGGGGUCCGGCGGGCGGAGGGACCCCCCCGGGUCAGCGUCACCGACGUCCCCCCCACACCAAGCACAAGGGUCAGGGCUCCGGGGGGGUCCACCGUUCCCCCCGUGCCCUCUUCUGCCUCCGCCUCAACAACCCCAUCCGCCGGGCAGCCAUCAGCAUCGUUGAGUGGAAGCCCUUCGACAUCCUCAUCCUCGCCACCAUCUUCGCCAACUGCGUGGCUCUGGGGGUCUACAUCCCCUUUCCCGAGGAUGACUCCAACGCUGCCAACCACAACCUAGAGCAAGUGGAGUACGUCUUCCUCAUCAUCUUCACGGUGGAGACCUUCCUGAAGAUCAUCGCUUACGGGCUGGUCCUGCACCCCAGCGCCUACAUCCGCAAUGGCUGGAACCUCCUCGACUUCGUCAUCGUCAUCGUGGGGCUUUUCAGCGUCAUCCUGGAGCAGGUGUCCCACAAACCCGGUGAAGCCCACCACAUGAGUGGGAAACCGGGGGGCUUCGACGUCAAAGCCCUGCGUGCCUUCCGCGUUCUCCGGCCCCUCCGCCUCGUCUCCGGCGUCCCCAGCCUCCACAUCGUCCUCAACUCCAUCAUGAAGGCUAUGGUGCCACUGCUGCACAUCGCCCUCCUCGUCCUCUUUGUCAUCAUCAUCUACGCCAUCAUCGGCCUCGAGCUCUUCAUCGGCCGCAUGCACAAGACCUGCUUCUUCAUCGGAUCUGACCUAGAAUCAGAGGAGGACCCCUCCCCUUGUGCUUUUUCGGGCCACGGCCGCGCCUGCCUGCAGAACAACACUGAGUGCCGGGGCCGCUGGGAGGGUCCCAACGGUGGCAUCACCAACUUCGACAACUUCUUCUUCGCCAUGCUCACUGUCUUCCAGUGCAUCACCAUGGAGGGUUGGACUGACGUUCUCUACUGGAUGCAGGAUGCGAUGGGCCAUGAGCUACCCUGGAUUUACUUCGUCAGCCUUGUCAUCUUCGGCUCCUUCUUCGUCCUCAACUUGGUGCUGGGGGUGCUGAGCGGGGAAUUCUCCAAGGAGCGUGAGAAGGCCAAGGCCCGCGGAGACUUCCAGAAGCUGAGGGAGAAGCAGCAGCUGGAGGAAGAUCUCCGGGGUUACAUGGACUGGAUCACCCAGGCUGAAGACCUGGAGGGUGAUGAGGACGAGCACGAGAAGCACCGCCUGACCGCCGAGGACCUGAUGGGGAAGCGGAAACCGCGUCUGAAGUGGCUCCGGCAUGCCAGUCACUCCACCGACACCCACGCCAGCCUUCCCGGCAGCGAGACGACGUCGGUGAACACCGAGACGGUGGGCGAGGAGGAGGCGCAGCCCACUGCCUGCGACCGUUGCCUGGGCAAAAUUACGAAAACGAAAUUCUGGCGCCGCCUGCGCCGCCUGAACCGCCUGUGGCGCCGACGGUGCCGCGGGGCGGUGAAAUCCGUCUCCUUCUACUGGACGGUCUUACUCUUGGUCUUCCUCAACACCCUCACCAUCGCCUCCGAGCACCAUGGGCAACCCCCUUGGCUCACCCAAACGCAAGCUUACGCCAACAAGGCGCUGCUGUCGUUGUUCGCCGCCGAGAUGGUGUUGAAGCUGUACGCCUUGGGUCCCGCCUGUUACUUCGCCAGUUUUUUCAACCGGUUCGAUUGUUUCGUGGUGUGCGGCGGGGUGUUGGAAACCGCUUUGGUGGAACGAGGGGCCAUGGAACCCCUGGGAAUCUCCGUCCUCCGCUGCGUCCGUCUCCUCCGCGUCUUUAAAGUCACCAGGCACUGGGCGUCGCUGAGCAACCUGGUGGGUUCCUUGUUGAACUCCAUGAAGUCCAUCGCUUCCCUCCUGCUCCUCCUCUUCCUCUUCAUCAUCAUCUUCGCCCUGUUGGGCAUGCAGCUUUUCGGGGGACGCUUCAGCUUCGACGAGACCCAGACCAAGCGCAGCACCUUCGAUACCUUCCCUCAGGCGCUGCUCACCGUCUUCCAGAUCCUGACGGGAGAGGACUGGAACGCGGUGAUGUAUGACGGGAUCAUGGCCUACGGUGGCCCCGUCUUCCCCGGAAUGCUUGUCUGCGUCUACUUUGUCAUCCUCUUCAUCUGCGGCAACUACAUCCUCCUCAACGUCUUCUUGGCCAUCGCAGUCGACAACUUGGCCGACGGUGACAACAUCAAUUCGGGGGCCGAUAAAAAGGACAAGGCCGGGGAGGUGGAAGCCAGCGCAGCGAGCCAGGACGUGAGCGUGAAGGUUGAGGGGGAGCAGGAGGAGGAAGAGGAGGAGGAGGAGGGGAGCGAGGAAGGUGACGAGGAGGCCGGGGGGGAGCGGGACAGUCUGGGGGGCGCCCGGCUGGAAUCCCUGGAGGAGCCCCCCAAAACCAAGGUGGUGCCGAUCCCCGAGGGCAGCGCCUUCUUCCUGCUGGGCAGCACCAACCCGCUGCGGGUGCGGUGCCACGCCCUCAUCCACCACCACGUCUUCACCAACCUCAUCCUCGUCUUCAUCAUCCUCAGCAGCGUCUCGCUGGCCGCCGAGGACCCCGUCCGCGCCCACUCGCCCCGCAACCACAUCCUGGGCUACUUCGACUACGCCUUCACCUCCAUCUUCACCGUGGAGAUCCUGCUCAAGAUGACGGCCUUCGGCGCCUUCCUGCACAAAGGCUCCUUCUGCCGCAACUGGUUCAACCUCCUCGACCUGCUGGUGGUCGGAGUCUCCCUCAUCUCCUUUGGCAUCCACUCCAGCGCCAUCUCAGUGGUGAAAAUCCUGCGGGUCCUGCGCGUCCUGCGGCCCCUCAGAGCCAUCAACCGUGCCAAGGGCCUCAAGCACGUGGUGCAGUGCGUCUUCGUGGCCAUCCGCACCAUCGGGAACAUCAUGAUCGUGACCACGCUGCUCCAGUUCAUGUUCGCCUGCAUCGGGGUGCAGCUCUUCAAGGGCAAGUUCUACAGCUGCACCGACGAGGCCAAACACACGCCAGGAGAGUGCAAGGGCACCUUCCUGGUGUACAAGGACGGGGACGUCUCCCACCCCUCAGUGCGGGAGCGCCUCUGGCACAACAGCGACUUCAACUUUGACAACGUGCUGGCGGGGAUGAUGGCGCUCUUCACCGUCUCCACCUUCGAGGGCUGGCCCGCGCUGCUGUACAAGGCCAUCGACGCCAACGCCGAGGACCAGGGUCCCAUCUACAACUACCGAGUGGAGAUCUCCAUCUUCUUCAUCGUCUACAUCAUCGUCAUCGCCUUCUUCAUGAUGAACAUCUUCGUCGGCUUCGUCAUCAUCACCUUCCGGGCGCAGGGGGAGAGCGAGUACCGCAAUUGCGAGCUGGACAAGAACCAGCGACAGUGCGUGGAGUAUGCCCUGAAGGCGCAGCCGCUGCGGCGCUACAUCCCCAAGAACCGCACCCAGUACCGCGUCUGGGCCAUGGUCAACUCCACCGCCUUCGAGUACAUCAUGUUCGUCCUCAUCCUCCUCAACACCAUCGCCCUGGCCGUCCAGCACUACGAGCAGUCCAAGCCCUUCAACUACGUGAUGGACCUGCUCAACAUGGUGUUCACGGGGCUCUUCACCGUCGAGAUGGUGCUCAAGAUCAUCGCCUUCAAACCCCGGCACUACUUCUGCGAUGCCUGGAACACCUUUGACGCUCUCAUCGUGGUGGGCAGCGUGGUGGACAUCGCCGUCACCGAGGUCAACAACGGGGGUCACGUUGGUGAGAGCUCGGAGGACAGCUCCCGCAUCUCCAUCACCUUCUUCCGGCUCUUCCGGGUGAUGCGGUUGGUGAAGCUGCUCUCCAAGGGCGAGGGCAUCCGCACCCUGCUCUGGACCUUCGUCAAGUCCUUCCAGGCCCUGCCCUAUGUCGCCCUCCUCAUCGCCAUGAUCUUCUUCAUCUACGCCGUCAUCGGCAUGCAGACCUUCGGGAAGGUGGCGCUGCAGGACGGGACCCAGAUCAACCGCAACAACAACUUCCAGACCUUCCCCCAGGCCGUGCUGCUGCUCUUCAGGUGCGCCACAGGGGAGGCCUGGCAGGAGAUCAUGCUGGCCAGCCUGCCGGGCAAGCGCUGCGACCCCGAGUCGGACGCGGGACCGGGCGAGGAGUUCACCUGCGGCAGCAACUUCGCCAUCGCCUACUUCAUCAGCUUCUUCAUGCUCUGCGCCUUCCUGAUCAUCAACCUCUUUGUGGCUGUGAUCAUGGACAACUUCGACUACCUGACACGCGACUGGUCCAUCCUGGGCCCCCACCACCUGGACGAGUUCAAACGGGUCUGGUCCGAGUACGACCCCGCUGCCAGGGGCCGCAUCAAGCACCUGGACGUGGUGACGCUGCUGCGCCGGAUCCAGCCCCCCCUGGGCUUUGGGAAGCUCUGCCCCCACCGGGUCGCCUGCAAGCGCCUGGUGGCCAUGAACAUGCCUCUCAACUCGGAUGGGACCGUGACCUUCAACGCCACCCUCUUCGCCCUGGUGCGCACUUCCCUCAAGAUCAAGACGGAAGGGAACCUGGACGUGGCCAACAAAGAGCUGCGUGCCGUCAUCAAGAAGAUUUGGAAGAGGACGAAGCCCAAGCUGCUGGAUGAGGUCAUCCCCCCGCCCGAGGAGGAAGAGGUCACCGUGGGCAAGUUCUACGCCACCUUCCUGAUCCAGGACUAUUUCCGCAAAUUCCGGCGGCGGAAGGAGCGGGGGAUGCUGGGCCCCAACGCUGGCCCCAGCAACGAGUGUGCGCUCCAGGCCGGGCUGCAGACGCUGCAGGCGCUGGGCCCCGAGAUGCGGCGGGCGCUGAGCUGCGACCUCGAGGGCGACGACGACGAGGGACCGGCCGCCACCAAGGAGGAGCAGCUGACCUACGCCGCUCCUGAGACCCUGUAUGGCUCCGCCCCCAGCCCCCCCCUCCUGGGGGAGCCCCCCCCGGCCGGCAGCCCGGCCCCCACCGAGGGGGAGGACCCCGCGCCCCUUCCCCACAUCGUCCCCAAUCGCCUCGGCAGCAGGCGGCGCUCGGAGGCGGGGGGACAGGAAGAGCCAGCCCCCCCUGAGGACAGGGAAGAGCCGGGGGGGGAGCCGGGCGACAUCAGCCACGAAGAGGACCUGGAGGGCUCGGCCCCCCGCCACCGGUGGGGCGGGGACAGACCGCUGGGGACCGUUCCCGCCCCCCUGCCCCCGCGCUGGGCGGGAGAGGGGCCGCGGGGGGGGUCGCUGCCGCUGCCCUCCCGGCACUUCGCCCUCCACAACGGGACCCUCGAAGGGCAGCAGCUCAAGCGGCGCCGGCUCCUGCCUCCGACCCCCGCAGGCCGGAAGCCCUCCUUCACCAUCCAGUGCCUGCGGCGCCAGGGCAGCUGCGAGGACGAGCCCAUCCCGGGCACCUACAACCCCUCGGGCCCCCCCGGCCCCGCACGGCCCCAGGGCUACGGCAGCUCCGAGACUUGGCGCCUGGGGGGCUCCUCGCACGCCUGGGCCACGGCCCCCACCCGCGGCCACGUCCUCUACGCGCCCCUCAUCCUGGUGGAGGGAGGACCGGCGCCGGGGGUGGGGGGGGGUGUCGCGGGAGGAGGCGGGGGGAGCCUCCCCCCGCUCUCACGCUGGUUCGUGGGGGACCGCGGUCCCCCCGGCCCCCUCCGCCUGCGACCCUGCGGACCUCGGGACAGGCUGGGCCGCGGCUCCGCAGACAGCCUGGUGGAAGCCGUGCUCAUCUCGGAGGGGUUGGGGCUGUUUGCCCGCGACCCCAAAUUCGUGGCGGUGGCCAAACGAGAGAUCGCCGACGCUUGCGACAUGACGAUGGACGAGAUGGAAAGCGCCGCUACCGACCUCCUCACCCGCCGCCGUCCCACGCCCCCCGCCCCCGCCGCCGCCACCGCCGCCGUUUACAGCGACGAGGAGCCGCUGCGGCCGCCGGCGGAGGAGGAGCUGGCCGACGAGAUGGCGUGUGUGGGCGGCGGGCUCUAGGACCCCGCAGCUGCCGGAGGGAGGCGCUUGCGAGGGGUCACUGGGGACGGGACGGGGGGGUUUACCUCGAAAAGAGGAGGAUUUUCCUCCACAAAAAGGACUGUUUUCCUCAAAAAAAAGAG
Molecule: messenger RNA, 6128 nt
Organism: Harpia harpyja (harpy eagle)
Lineage: Eukaryota; Metazoa; Chordata; Aves; Accipitriformes; Accipitridae
Product: voltage-dependent L-type calcium channel subunit alpha-1F-like
Biological process (GO): calcium ion import across plasma membrane
Cellular component (GO): membrane; voltage-gated calcium channel complex
Molecular function (GO): high voltage-gated calcium channel activity
Source: RefSeq, a predicted model, not a curated record